Messenger RNA from Penicillium soppii, 1098 nucleotides. RefSeq lists its product as uncharacterized. The transcript has 3 exons. Bases 1 to 1098 code for a protein of 365 amino acids. Lineage: Eukaryota; Fungi; Ascomycota; Eurotiomycetes; Eurotiales; Aspergillaceae. The record is from RefSeq and is a predicted model, not a curated record. Gene Ontology annotation, molecular function: metallopeptidase activity.
AUGGAUGCCAAAAUCAGGGAGUCACGCACUACGCUGUAUAAAGGAAUGAACCUAGGAGGCGUGGUGGAAUGGGCUGUCGACCUCGAACAGUUUGAAUCCGAUGCAACUUCCUCAGAUCCUCCAACUUCUACUGCAUCCGGUGCAUUUAGCACCGCGACUAUUGAAUCAACUGUUAAUCCGUACCUCUAUGCCUGCACGAAGGCUCAGCAAAAGAUCGUCACUCAAGCCUGGCAAGAAGCCUCAGAGCUAGCUCAAGGACAUUAUCAAUGGUCACCAGGCAGCAAAUGGCAAGACGCCAUGAGCUUAUAUUUUGGCCCUAAAUCGAAGGACGAUUACGCUAAUAUGACUCAAUCAACUUCAGGAAACAUUGAGAGGGAAUAUCUCGUUCAUUCCUCAAAUUUCUUCCAGCCCCCUGGUUCAACCUAUGCCUACUUCUAUUGUGAUGAAUCCAAGGUACCUGGAGGGAAGAAGCCCCAAAACGACAACUUGAAGUGUGCGAAACAGGGCGUGUCUGCAUAUACAUGGGACGAUCUUGGAUCGCUUUGGUCUGCCCAUUAUGUCGUGUUUUGUCCGAUUUUUUUCACUCGUAUGAGAAGCCUGACGGAAAUGGUGGUUUCAGCUCGCAAUGACAAAGUUAUGCAGCAAACGAUAGACUACUGGAAGGUCGUUCGGCCACGAAGUCUGUUUCACGAGACGUACCACUGGAGGAAAACAGUCUCACAGCCCAAAUGCAUUGACAUCGAGUAUGAUCCCAGGACUCUCGUCAGACUAGGCCGAUUAGAACCAGAAGAUGCAGCUAUAAACGCAGAAUCUUAUGCUCUCGCGGCUUUGUCAAUUUACCUCCAGCAGACGUUCAAACUCUCCAGUCCGCCUCAGCCAAAGCCCAGGCCGGCUAGGCCUGCUUCCGGGGAUGAAGUUACAAUUUCUGGGGCGGAUAUCACGGAAAUGCAUCUGGACGCUCCUCCGGACGGGUGGGAGCCAUCUGUGAUCAAUACAUCUAAAACCUUCGAGCCCGACAUGACCAAUACUGUGAGGAUGUCAAGCUGGCUGUGUUACACGGCCUACCACUCCGGUCUGCAAGGAAGGAAGUUAUUCUAA